Messenger RNA from Physeter macrocephalus (sperm whale), 513 nucleotides. Its product is annotated as 60S ribosomal protein L31-like. Gene Ontology annotation, biological process: cytoplasmic translation. Gene Ontology annotation, molecular function: structural constituent of ribosome. Gene Ontology annotation, cellular component: cytosolic large ribosomal subunit; ribosome. The transcript has a single exon. The record is from RefSeq and is a predicted model, not a curated record. Lineage: Eukaryota; Metazoa; Chordata; Mammalia; Artiodactyla; Physeteridae. Bases 25 to 402 code for a protein of 125 amino acids.
CCUUUCCAACCCUGGCCAGGCAGGAUGGUUCCUGCAAAGAAGGGUAGCAAGAAUAAGAAGGGCUGGUCCACCAUCAAUGAGGUGGUGACCAGAGAAUACACUAUCAACGUUCCCAAGUGCGUCUAUGGAGUGGGUUUCAAGAAGUGGGCCCCUCGGGCACUCAAAGAAAUCUGGAAAUUUGCCAUGAAGGAGAUAGGAACUCUAGAUGUACACAUUGACACCAGGCUCAACAAAGCUGUCUGGGCCAAAGGAACAAGGAAUGUCCCAUACCGUAUCCGUGUGCGGUUGUUCAGAAAACGUAAUGAAGAUGAAGAUUCACCAAACAAGCUCUAUAUGUUUGUUACUUAUGUACGUGUCACCACUUUCAAAAAUCCACAGACAGUUAAUGUGGAUGAGAACUAACCGCUGAUUGUCCAAUAAAGUUAUAGAACUGCCAAACAAUAACAACAACAAAUCUCUUCCAAAAAACUGAAAAGGAGGGAACGCUCCCAAAUUCAUUUUACAAGGCCAGCA